Molecule: messenger RNA, 827 nt
Organism: Dichomitus squalens LYAD-421 SS1
Lineage: Eukaryota; Fungi; Basidiomycota; Agaricomycetes; Polyporales; Polyporaceae
Exons: 2
Coding region: 1-792 (263 amino acids)
Source: RefSeq, a predicted model, not a curated record
AUGGCCGAUAAACUGUGUAGGAAUGCUCGGCUUAACAACCCUCUCCCUCCCGACACCGAUUUCUCGGAAGAGGAAUCAAAAGAGCUGCAGACCCUGUUGAAUGCUCUUGCUAUCCUGCCUUCUCCGGAGCUAGACUGUAUAUGCCUCGCCUUCUCCGCCAAGUAUCUCACGAGGCUGGACAGCUCCCUGCGCCCACUAAAGCGGGAGACGCAACGGAAAGCUAUAUCGACCUAUAUCCAAAUACUCUCCCUACUCCCUGAUCCUACCGACAAUCCUUACCUUGGCAAGUUCCUCCAGUCCCCCAAUGCCGCUGGCCUCCCGAACCUGGUCGCAUCCAACUUCGUGCAGGGUAUCGACUGGCUGCGCCCUUCGGGACCAGGACACAUCUGUACGCUGCUCAUCCACUUCCUCUUCUGGUGCGACACGAGCUUCGGCGACGACAACAAGGCGUCCAUCGACAAGGCCACGCGCGACGCGCUUGCGGCCCGCGUCGCAGAUAUCCUCGCGCAGCCUGGUAUUGACCGCCUCCCCGAGUCGCAGCUUAUCAAGCUCGAGCGACUCAAGGGUAUUCUCAUUUCCAUCGAGUACAUGCCCGGUGGCUACUACCUCCAGUCGACGAAUGACUUCUUGAAAGGCCAAAUUCAUGGCCAAGAGGAGUGUCUCGCGUGCAUGGACGAAGACCCGGGGAUGCUGUGUUCCCAGUGCAAGGCGGUGAGGUUCUGUGGGAAGGAGUGCCAGCUCAAGGCGUGGAGAAGCGGGCAUAAGAACCGGUGUUGGGUGAUGGUCGAGUAAGGCACGUGAUGUAUAACAUCGAACUCAAUGAUAAC